Molecule: messenger RNA, 880 nt
Organism: Abrus precatorius (Indian licorice)
Lineage: Eukaryota; Viridiplantae; Streptophyta; Magnoliopsida; Fabales; Fabaceae
Product: putative phosphatidylglycerol/phosphatidylinositol transfer protein DDB_G0282179
Exons: 4
Coding region: 98-556 (152 amino acids)
Biological process (GO): intracellular sterol transport
Molecular function (GO): sterol binding
Source: RefSeq, a predicted model, not a curated record
GGAGAAAAAGAAUAAUAUUGGGAAGUUAACCUCUAAAAGCAAAGUUUGUUUAGCUGUUUUCAAUUUCCUCAAACACUCUUUGUGCUGCCGACAAUCCAUGGAGAUGAUCAGCUCCAAGCUCUUCUUCUUUUCGACGCUGUGUCUUCUCUACGCGUUUUCCCACGCCACCGAUAUUCACUAUUGCGAUAAGAAAGCUGAUUAUGAUGUUGAGGUCAAAGGAGUUCAAAUAUCUCCUGAUCCCAUCGCUAGAGGCCAGCCUGCCACAUUCAGCAUUGCUGCAACUACUGGUAAAGCAUUAUCUGGAGGGAAGCUUUUGAUUGAUGUGUCGUAUUUUGGAUGGCACAUACAUAGUGAGACUCAUGACCUUUGUGGAGAAACUUCUUGCCCUGUUUCAGUUGGUGAUUUUGUGAUUGCUCAUUCACAAAUUUUACCUGGAUUCACUCCACCUGGUUCAUACUCUUUGAAGAUGAAGAUGUAUGAUGGAAACAAGCACGAGUUAACCUGCAUUCAAUUUGGUUUUGAUAUUGGGUUUGGUUCCUCUGUGGCUGAUAGCUGAUUGAAAUCGGUGGUUGAAAUCUAUGAUCAGAAACAAAUCCAUAUAAAAUUAUUUGUACAAACUGCAAAGUAUCCUUAUAAUACUGAGAUCCUUGUUUUAUAAUUCAUCAUGAAUAGUAUGUAAGAAUCAGAACAUGUGUUGUACUUAAUGGGAUUAGAAAAGUCAAACUAUGCUUAUGUAUCUAUUUUUCUAUCUUUUGACUAUGCUCAGAAGGUGUGGACAAUUGUAAUGGUAUAUAUCUAUUUUGGCUAUGUUCUGAGGGUUGUUAUGUUGUGAAUUGUGAUGUAAUGAUAUAUUUCUUCACGCAUACAUUUAGGAUAAAAA